AGAGUAGAGGAUGGUGCGCAGACUCAGGAGGAGCGGCGUUUUAGCCUUUAGCUAAAUAACUACUUUUAGGGGAUUUUCAGUUGCAUAUCAAUUUACAUUUAGGUGUUAUUAUUUUAUUUUGACCAAAAUGAUUCUUACCGUAAAAGCGCUUCAAGGAAAAGAAUGCAGCGUGCAGGUGACUGAAGAUGAAAAGGUGUCCACAGUUAAAGAACUUGUGUCAGAGCGUCUCAAUAUUCCUGCAAAUCAACAGAGACUACUUUACAAAGGAAAAGCACUAGCAGAUGAACACAGAUUGUGUGAUUACUCCAUCGGCCCAGAGGCCAAAUUGAAUCUUGUGAUUCGUCCAGCGGGAGAGAGGCUUGCUGCUCCAGUGCCCACCAGUAGCAACAGCAGCUCACAGGGAGGAGUAUGGCAGACUGUGUCUAUGGUACUUGCCAAGCACUUUAGUCCUGCUGAUGCAGCUAAAGUUCAUGAGCAACUUAUUAAGGACUACGAACGUUCCCUUCGACAGCUCAGUCUUGAUGACAUUGAGCGUUUGGCUGGAAGACUGCUUCAUCCAGAAGGAGAAAGUAUGGACACCUCAUAUAUGGACUGACUAUAAUGUUACAAUUUUAUACUGCUGAAUUGUCUUAUGGAGAUGUGUUUGGAGAUGCAGAGCCCAUAGCAAUUGGACUCAUGAAAUGAUGAUGUCAUACUUAACACUUCCAUAGAGCAAGAUUCAAAUUGUUUCGUCAUUACAGAUCUUUUUCCUUAGAGAUGCAGAUAAGAAUACAAGAACAUGGCCCAUUUUUUAUUUUAUUUUAGAAUGACACAAUCCUAUUCCAAAAUAUAUAGAUAAUUUCUCCAGAUCUCAAUUUAAAUGCACCUCAACUACAGUUUAUUUAUUAGUAAUGUUCCUCAGUGUGUGCUUUCUGUUUGAAAUAUCUUUUAUGGUUAUGCAUAUUUUAUCCAUUAUCUAUCUCAUGGUCAGUAGAUAAUUUGUAAAUAUGUUUAUAUAUACACAAUAAAACAUUUAAAACAA
Molecule: messenger RNA, 1021 nt
Organism: Boleophthalmus pectinirostris (great blue-spotted mudskipper)
Lineage: Eukaryota; Metazoa; Chordata; Actinopteri; Gobiiformes; Gobiidae
Gene: ubl4a
Product: ubiquitin like 4A
Exons: 4
Coding region: 128-595 (155 amino acids)
Biological process (GO): post-translational protein targeting to endoplasmic reticulum membrane
Molecular function (GO): protein binding
Source: RefSeq, a predicted model, not a curated record